AAUUCAUCGACUACGACUCGACAUCUCUUAUCAGUAUAACCGCGAUGCCGCGAUGAAUCAAAACAACGCAUUCACUGCCACCUGUUGCUUCAGGCAGAGAGUUCAUCACAAGUUCAUCGGUUUGACAGUUCGCCUAGCGGGGAUUCACCAUGCAAUCGAGCGGUGAUUCACAGCCUGUGAAUGUUUUGCUGCCUAUUUUAAGAAAGUUACUCAAAGUUAUUAAAUUGUGAUAAAUCGUAGUUUUAUUUUUCAACAAAAUGAACUGGAAGGAAACUGUGUCCCGUGUUUUACAUGGCAUGAAGAAGUCAUCUCAUGAAAAAAGUAAUAAUGUGUAUCAACCAAUUACAAUGCAGGAUCUUCCAGAUGAUAUACUACUGGAAAUCUUUUCUUAUUUGAGUAGUGACUAUUACAAAGUAACAUCUUUAGUGUGUCGUCGGUGGAACAGUGUGACCUUCGGAACCAACAAAGUUCAACUCAACGUAACCGUUCUCAACAGGGAUCGUUCCUCUGAGAAAUCAUAUCUGCGACUACUUUCAAAAAGCAAACGACGCUACAAAAAUUUAAAGCUAGCUGACUGCCAACGCUCUUUAGUUUUAAAAUUGUUGCCAAAGUUUUCCUCAAAUUUGAACUCGCUGACGCUGAGCUGUAACUUCGAGCUGAGGCAUUUAGCCAAAAUCUUUCAACACUGCUCAAACCUCAGGACGCUGGACAUCAAGUUCAGCAAUUUCGAUCGAACGUCCAAGAAAUCGAACAUCCUGCCAUCGCUGCCCAAUCUUCAAACCCUGAAAGUGGACAUAACCUUCCUGCACCUCCCCAAAGUCAACCUCCACCAACACGUUCCAAACCUAACCUCGCUAACGCUUCUCUUCAGCGAAGAUCUCCCAGUUCCGCAGCCCAUCCUGGACUUCAUCAGCCCUCGCUUACGUGAACUAGAUCUCCAGGUCAACUUCCCCCAUGAACCCGCAAGUCAUUUCCACCAAAUUUGGCACGCCAAGUUCCCCCUGCUGACGCAUUUUACGUGCUACUUGGAGCGCAUCGACAAGCCAUCCCAGCCGUACGAUCCGGCGUCAAAGCUGGAACGCUUCCUGGACCAAAGCUGGACGCACUUGGAAUCCGCCAAGCUGUACCGAGUGCUGUACAACCGCUGGCAGUAUCUGGACUUUUUGCCGGCUAGCGAAGAAGGUCCGCUUUUCUCGCAGCUGAGCCGAACCUGUUCCACGCUGAGGGAGCUAUCGCUCGGAAUGCUGAAGCUCCAGGAAGAACAGUUUGUUCAGCUCUGCGAGCUGCCGCACCUUAGGGUGCUGCACAUUGAAGAAUCCACCGUGCAUACUCCAGGGUUGGAUAGCUGUCGAAAAGUGGAGAGUUUGGUGGAACUGUCGCUUCAAAGUACGGAAAUUGAUGACACGACCGCGUUCAAUGAGUUUAUCGGACGAACCUUCCCCAACCUGGCAAGACUUUCGGCUCACAACUGUAAAAACUUGUUCGAGGUGGCGGAACUCAGCUUUUCCAGGCUGGAAGCGCUGGAGCAUCUGUCGGUGCGACAGAUUCUUCCUCUCAGUUGGGACUACCUGGCCAAUCUGUCAACCUUCCCCGUGCUUCGCACCGUUACGAUAUUCUGUGACAGGUUUGCGGAUAACAGCCCAGAUCAGCGGCUAGCCGGAGUUGUUUCCGGAAGCAUUCGAACGCUAACGGUUACGGCCGAACUCAACGACGAGAUUCUACGACGAUUGGUUGAGUUUUUCCCAAACUUGACCACCCUUAAAUUGCGAAGAAUCGGGAGAUGUACUCCGAAGGGCAUUUUGGAGACUCGGAAAUUGGUUCCGAACUGUUGUUUUGAGCUUCCACGGAACUAAAAUCAAAUAAAAAAUAUGUUUUAAUUGAAA
Molecule: messenger RNA, 1883 nt
Organism: Culex quinquefasciatus (southern house mosquito)
Lineage: Eukaryota; Metazoa; Arthropoda; Insecta; Diptera; Culicidae
Exons: 3
Coding region: 258-1853 (531 amino acids)
Biological process (GO): SCF-dependent proteasomal ubiquitin-dependent protein catabolic process
Cellular component (GO): SCF ubiquitin ligase complex
Molecular function (GO): protein binding
Source: RefSeq, a predicted model, not a curated record